Hemibagrus wyckioides is the source of this 2103-nucleotide messenger RNA. RefSeq names its product homeobox A3a (gene hoxa3a). The record is from RefSeq and is a predicted model, not a curated record. Lineage: Eukaryota; Metazoa; Chordata; Actinopteri; Siluriformes; Bagridae. Gene Ontology annotation, cellular component: nucleus. Gene Ontology annotation, molecular function: DNA-binding transcription factor activity, RNA polymerase II-specific; RNA polymerase II cis-regulatory region sequence-specific DNA binding. Gene Ontology annotation, biological process: regulation of transcription by RNA polymerase II.
UACUAUGACAGCAUACAAUUGUAUGAUUAAAAGUUUGCGGUAACACUAUGCAGAAGAAACACAUAAGGUAAUGAUGGUCAGAAGUGCACAUACUUUUGGGCAUAUUGUUAACUUAAUGGCCAUUUUAUUCCUACAAGAUCAAUGAAAUAAAAUAUAAAAUAAAUAUAAUUCAUUUUUAUUUUCCACAAGUUGCCAUUGUUUUCAAAGGAAAAAAUUUUUCCAAUAAAGUUAAAUUUAACUUUAUUGUCGUUGUGCAAAACACGUCAUGUUCAAAGUCAAUGCAAUACAUAUAUACAUUAGAAAUAUUUUAAAUGUUGUAUAUAUAUUCCACGGCGAGAACGACUGAUUUAUUGAUUUGAGUUCUGCUCCCUAUGAUCACGUGGGCACGUAACCCAAUCAAAUAGCAGCUUGCCUCUUCAACGUAUUUACCGUCGAAUGGGGAACUUGGGUUUUGAUUCCGUUAAUUAUUUUUGCGAGGAUGGUUGUGUGUGUCUCUUAUAUUCUUGUGUGAAUAUAAACGCGAGUUUGGUCACCCGCCAUGUCGACAUCAGGAGCCAUAGCAGGAUGCUUUUCUUUAACUGCACCGGAGAGCGAGGAAUCCCAUUUCUCCAUUAGAUCGGGGUUUCUUCAGCAACCGAGGCUACCAUCUUUCCGUACCGGCAGUGGGCUUGCACCGUCCAUAUUCCCUUCAAAACAAGCAGUGUACGGAAAUACUGAAUGGGGCCACAUCUCGGAGCAGCGGGCCAGCGGUGUACACACCGAACCCCAGCCUGCGCACAGUGGAGACCACACACAGUCAUGGCUGAUGGACUCGGUUAGAACUGAACUAUUGACGGUCCCUCACCAAUUCCCGCCAAAUUGGAGGUGCUUGGACUGCGGUUUUUUCUCUAGCUCUCGUACUACACUGAGGCACGAACACUUAACAAGUGGUGCAUGUAGCACGGAUACAGACACUCUUUCCAUCCAGACAGAUAAGGGAGGCAAGAACGAGCAGAAGAGAGGAAUCGACCAAAACACCCCGUGUCCAACUGGCUUCGUGCGGGCUCUACGCGCAAAAAGCGCUGCCUGUACAGUAAGCACCAGAUUCUCGAACUGGAGAAAGAGUUCCUGUUUAAUACGUACCUCACACGCGACCGCAGUGACCGCCAACUACACUGGAGGAGUGCCUAAGAGGUCUCGCACCGCCUACACUCGGCAGCAAGCUCUUGAGCUUGAGAAGGAGUUUCACUUUAACCGCUACCUGACCCGCCGUCGGCGCGUGGAGAUAGCACAUACCAUGUGUCUGUCAGAGCGACAGACUCAGAUGGAACUAACCUACGAGAGACUGCGUAUCUUGGACGACAGCUGUUCAGGAGACAAAAGCCCAAGUGACUCUCACGCCUCUAAGCGUGCACGCACUGCAUACACCAGCACACAGCUAGUUGAGCUUGAGAAAGAAUUUCAUUUUAAUCGCUACCUUUGUCGUCCACGGCGGGUGGAGAUGGCAAAUCUGCUCAAACUGUCUGAACGCCAAAUAAAGAUCUGGUUUCAGAAUCGUCGAAUGAAGUACAAGAAGAAUCAGAAGGGACAGUUUCCAAAUAGUACAAUUUUUCCGACAUCUGGCAGUGUGGCUGGGGGAGGAGGAUACCUAAGCUCAAUACAUUCUAUGGUAAACAGGAUGACAUACAGUGCAUUGUCCCCAACUGCAUAUAGCAAUGCUCAGGGGAACACCUACAACCUAUCUACAUCACAUCCACAAGCCUUAAGCAGUAUGUUUAACAAUUGCCCAUCUUCUCAAAAGACAUACCUGGGGACCCGUUCAGCCACGCCUGAGUGUGACAUGCACCAUUUCCAAGACAACAGUCAAAUGGGCGUGCAAACGCAGGGCAGUAAUGAAUAUGUAGGUGCUAAUGGAACCUAUGUGGAUAGCAUUGGAAGCACUGGGAGCUCGAUUUAUGACCUGCCUCAGCUCCCUGAAGCUGCUCAUGGCAAUAUAGACUACAACACUGCCAUCAGCAUGGGGAUCAACCAUCAUGAGGGAGCACUGGAGCCAGCUCAGUACACAUACUCUGACUUUACCACACCACACUACACUCAGGGAAGAAUUCAAGAUGCAUCUUAACU